Molecule: messenger RNA, 4708 nt
Organism: Fusarium verticillioides 7600
Lineage: Eukaryota; Fungi; Ascomycota; Sordariomycetes; Hypocreales; Nectriaceae
Product: insulysin
Exons: 3
Coding region: 1268-4339 (1023 amino acids)
Biological process (GO): peptide catabolic process
Cellular component (GO): cytosol; mitochondrion
Molecular function (GO): metal ion binding; metalloendopeptidase activity
Source: RefSeq, a predicted model, not a curated record
GACAUUCGAAAACUGAUCCUAUUUCGAGAUAGGGUCCGUACAAGCCGAGAAACUCUUUCAUCAUUACCGAAUCGGUAAAACUCGGUAAUUAUCCUUCUCUUCUCUUUUGUUUCUCUCCCUACCCUGACAGCCAUCUCAACAGAGGCACGCCCAUCUUUUGUCUUUACGUCCACUACUAAGUCUACCUACAGGUAGGUAUGUACUUGUAACACUGCUGCUCCACAGGCAUACAGGCAUCAGUAGAUCGCUGGUGGUUCUGCACAGACCCUGCCUGGGCUUGGCUUCUUCAUUCUGCUGUGCGCGUGCUCAAUAUCGAGUGGCGCACCCCACAAGCUCAAUCAUCGUCUUCAAAGUGGCUCGGUCAUAGAAGGACACAAUUCAAAAGUUCUACUCCAUUCAACAGUCUGACUGGUCUGGCUCAAGAAUAUCCCCCGUUUGCGCCAGCGAUGUUCUAACUCUAGUCAGUUAGAAAGCGAGGAAACUAUCCGUACCUAGGUAAGCUAAGGUAACCUCCCCAUGUCCUUGCAGAGCCCUCCCGAGGCCCAUGUCUAAUGCCUACAUAUACUUAACCAGCACAGGUACGGAUACCUUUUUCAUGACAUACCUAGUAGCUAACUGUCUGUGGUCUUUCCUACAUAUGUAUGUAGGUCCAGGUACCUAGCUUCCCCAUCUGCUUCAUUGUCAUCUUUCAGAUCUAGCCCUGCCUGUAGCCAUCCAUUCCAUUGCUGGCAUCCAUCCAUCAUACCCCUCGCCCCUCAACACGUAGGUAGGUUCGUAGGUACCUUGCCUACUCCCCCGCGACACGGGGCCCUGCCCUGCCCUGGCCCUGUACCUUAGCCUCCAGGGACUGUCUUACAGUACCUAGGUAGGUCCUAAGGAUUGGAACCUUACCUACGGAACGGUAUCCGUUCUGUACCUUACUUCCAGGUCACAUCUGCUCUGUCACUGUCAUACUACUUACCGCACUGCAUUAUUUUCUUGGUUCUCGACAUCAAUUGGAUCACAUUCGUUCUAUUGUCUUGCGCCUAUCGUCCUGUACGCGCCGACUUUGUCCAAUCGACUCUCGUGCCUGAGCACGCAACUCGUACGAACCCUUGCGAUCGGCGACCUGCCCUACCACAGUUCACGGCCGUUUUCUUCCUCCGGUUUCCGGAUACAACUUGUGCCGUGUGUGUCGGUGUCACAGUCGGUGUCGGUGUCGGUGACAGUAUCGGUGUAGAAAUUUGGUUUUGCGCCUGCAUUUGCAUCUGCAUUUGCAACAUACACAAUGCCUCACUCUCAGCAUGAAGAAGAUGCUUCCGCAGCGAUGGGUGGUGCACCCAUACCGGUGACGCUUGUUACCGACUCUCUCGAGAAGCCUUCCCUCGACGAUCGCGACUAUCGAGUCAUUCGUCUUGGCAAUGAGCUCGAGGCUCUCCUGGUGCAUGACCCUGAGACGGAUAAGGCCAGCGCUGCUCUAGAUGUCAAUGUGGGAAACUUCAGCGACGAGUCUGAUAUCCCCGGCAUGGCCCAUGCGGUUGAACAUCUUCUUUUCAUGGGCACCAAGAAAUUCCCAAUUGAGAACGAAUACGGCCAAUACCUCUCCGCCAAUUCAGGAAGCUCAAAUGCUUACACUGGGCCAACAUCGACGAACUAUUUUUUCGAUAUUUCUGCCAAGCCGGACAAUGACCAGGAUCCUUCAGAUACCAACCCCUCUCCUCUGCGCGAGGCUCUGGAUCGAUUUGCUCAGUUCUUUAUCGAACCGCUCUUUCUACCCGAAACCCUGGACCGAGAACUGAAAGCUGUUGAUUCAGAGAAUAAAAAGAAUCUUCAGAAUGACACAUGGAGACUUCAUCAGCUGGAGAAAUCUCUGUCUAACCCUAACCACCCGUUUUGUCACUUCUCAACCGGCAAUUUUGAGGUUCUCAAGACACUUCCCGAGGCACGUGGAAUUAAUGUGAGGGACAAGUUUAUCGAGUUCCACGCCAGACACUACUCGGCCAACCGCAUGAAGCUGGUUGUUCUGGGUAGAGAACCGCUUGACGUGCUUCAGAAAUGGGUUGCCGAGUUGUUCUCUCCUGUCGUCAACAAAAAGCUUCCACCAAACAGGUGGCCAGGCGAACUUCCUUUCAGGGAAACCGAUCUCGGUAUGCAGUGUUUCGCGAAGCCCGUAAUGGACUCGAGAGAGCUGAACCUGUAUUUUCCCUUCAUCGAUGAGGAGUUUAUGUUUGCUACUCAACCUAGCCGAUAUAUCAGUCAUCUCAUCGGGCAUGAAGGCCCUGGAAGUAUCAUGUCACAUAUCAAGUCCAAGGGCUGGGCAAAUGGCCUUAGUGCCGGCGCCUACCCUGUUUGCCCUGGUACUCCUGGUAUCUUUGAUGUACAGGUUCGCUUGACAGAAGAAGGUCUUAAGAACUACCCUGAAAUCGUCAAGAUAUUUUUCCAGUACAUCACUCUCCUGCGUGAGAGCCCACCCCAGGAGUGGAUAUUUCAAGAGCAGAAGGGAAUGGCUGAUGUUGAUUUCAAGUUCAAGCAGAAGACGCCCGCCAGCCGCUUCACCAGUCGAAUCAGCUCGGUCAUGCAAAAGCCUCUUCCUCGGGAAUGGUUACUCAGUGGACAUAGCCGUCUCCGAGAAUUUGCUCCCGAUGAGAUCGAAAAAGCCCUUGCCACGAUUCGCCCGGAUAACUUCCGCAUGGUCAUUGUAUCGCGCAAUUAUCCUGGCAACUGGGACCAGAAGGAAAAGUGGUACGGAACUGAAUAUCGACACGAGAAGAUUCCCGAAGAUCUUAUGGAGGAGUGCAAGAGAGCCUUUGCAGUCUCUCCCAAAGAUCGACUGCCUGCCCUUCACCUGCCUCACAAAAAUCAGUUUAUCCCCAACAAGCUCGAGGUCGAGAAGAAGCAGGUUGCCGAGCCAGCACUGAACCCCCGGGUUCUUCGCAAUGAUAGCAUUGCCAGGACAUGGUGGAAGAAGGAUGAUACCUUCUGGGUUCCUCGAGCCAAUGUUAUUGUCAGCUUGAAGACACCACUCAUAUACGCUUCGGCAGAAAACAACGUCAAGGCUCGACUGUUCUCAGACCUCGUCCGUGAUGCACUCGAGGAGUACUCGUAUGACGCGGAGCUGGCUGGCUUGCAGUACAACGUCAGUCUCGAUUCUCGCGGUCUGUUCUUGGACGUUAGCGGCUAUAAUGAUAAGCUUCCCGUGCUCCUGGAACAAGUCGUCACGACAAUGCGAGACCUGGAUAUUAAGGAAGAUCGUUUCGAGAUCGUCAGGGAGCGCUUGAUCCGAGGAUACAGCAACUGGCAAUUGCAAUCAUCCUAUCACCAGGUUGGUGAUUACACCAAUUGGCUCAAUGCCCCCGAACGGGACUUUAUAGUGGAGGAGCUCGCAGCAGAGCUUCCAAGUGUCACAUUAGAAGGUGUCCGACUGUUCCAGAAGCAGAUGCUUGGCCAGGUCUUCAUCGAAGUGUACGUACAUGGUAACAUGUACAAGGAGGAUGCUCUCAAAGCAACCGAUAUGGUCGAGUCCAUCCUGAAACCGCGGGUUUUGCCCAAGGCCCAGUGGCCUAUCCUGCGGUCACUCAUUCUGGCAAAAGGUUCCAACUACGUUUUCAGAAAGACUCUCAAGGACCCUGCCAACGUUAACCACUGCGUCGAGACUUGGUUUUAUGUUGGUAGCAGAGAAGAUCGCGACAUUCGGACCAAGACUCUCCUUUUAGACCAGAUGCUCCAUGAGCCAGCCUUUGAUCAGCUCCGGACUAAGGAGCAGCUCGGAUAUAUUGUUUUCAGCGGACCUCGAGCUUUCUCGACGACUUAUGGCUUCCGCUUCCUCAUCCAGAGUGAAUUGACACCAGAGUUCCUUGACUCGCGUAUCGAAGCCUUCCUCAUGAGAUAUGCAGACACUCUAGAGAAGAUGAGUGAGAUAGAAUUCGAGGGCCACAAGCGAAGUCUGAUCGUCCGGCGUCUAGAGAAGCUCAGAAACCUGGACCAGGAGUCCACUCGUCAUUGGAACCAGAUCACGAACGAAUACUACGACUUCGAACUUGCCCAGCGCGAUGCCGCACAGAUUAAGCUCCUGACCAAACCUGAGGUCAUCGAGUUCUUCAACCAGCGCCUCAACCCUGCUUCCAGUCAUAGGGCACGGUUGUCAAUUCAUCUUCAGGCUCAAGGCAAGGCUGAAGGGGUCGAUAAGCGACAGGAAGAGGCUCAGAAAAAGGCCGACGAGGAACCAUCCCCUGGAGAUGCCGUAAAGACAGCUGAGGAAAUCACUGAUGUCAGGCUUUACAAGGCCGGUCUCACCGCAAGUUCAGGGGCCAGACCCGUCAAAGACAUUAAUGAGUACGAGGAUACGGAUGCAAAGUUGUAGAGGUUAUGUUGGAUCUUGAAAUUCUCUAGGUUAACGACUUUAUGUUCUUGAAAAGACGAGUUGGAGUGGGGCUACAUCUAGACAGAGACGCGAUACAUUGACAUUAAAUGGUAGAGGGAAGAAGAGACUGGACUGCAGGAAUCAGGGGCUUGUACUGGUAUUAGAAACUCGUUUUAGCGAGUCCGUUUUGUACAUGACUAUAAUAGCGGUCGAUCGCUCUGGGGUAGGCCUUUGUUAAGACCCGACACAAAAUGAGAUAUGACUUGGUGAUAAUACUGACUGUCUGCAUUACAUUUUAUACUCCCAGUCAGCUAUGAAAGCUAAUACAGGUCGCGUAUAAAGCUUAUAUUCAUGACUAGAAGAGAGAAG